Messenger RNA from Neohortaea acidophila, 504 nucleotides. RefSeq names its product signal peptidase complex catalytic subunit sec11. Lineage: Eukaryota; Fungi; Ascomycota; Dothideomycetes; Mycosphaerellales; Teratosphaeriaceae. Bases 1 to 504 code for a protein of 167 amino acids. Gene Ontology annotation, cellular component: membrane; signal peptidase complex. Gene Ontology annotation, molecular function: serine-type endopeptidase activity. The transcript is spliced from 2 exons. The record is from RefSeq and is a predicted model, not a curated record.
AUGCAGCCGCGCCAGCUCGCGGCACAAAUCCUCAACUUCGCCCUCGUCCUCUCCACCGCGUUCAUGCUAUGGAAGGGCCUCUCCGUCGUCACCGACUCCUCGUCCCCCAUCGUCGUCGUGCUCUCGGGGAGCAUGGAACCGGCCUUCCAGCGUGGAGAUUUGCUGUUCUUAUGGAAUAGGGGGAUGGAUACCCAGGUGGGAGAGAUUGUGGUGUACAACGUGCGAGGAAAAGACAUCCCCAUUGUGCACAGAGUGGUGCGGAGGUUUGGAGGAGGGGACUCGCCAUUGCAUCUCCUCACAAAAGGCGACAACAACGCGGCCGACGACACGGAGCUCUACGCGCGAGGGCAGUCAUACCUCGACCGAUCGCAGGACGUUGUAGGUAGCGUGGUCGGCUACGUUCCCUUUGUUGGCUACGUGACCAUCCUCCUGAGCGAGUAUCCGUGGUUGAAGAAGGUGAUGUUAGGGUUCAUGGCCUUGACGGUGGUGAUGCAACGGGAAUGA